Messenger RNA from Conger conger (European conger), 1065 nucleotides. Its product is annotated as homeobox protein not2-like. The record is from RefSeq and is a predicted model, not a curated record. The coding region runs from base 177 to 818 and encodes 213 amino acids. Lineage: Eukaryota; Metazoa; Chordata; Actinopteri; Anguilliformes; Congridae. Gene Ontology annotation, biological process: neuron differentiation; central nervous system development; regulation of DNA-templated transcription. The transcript has 2 exons. Gene Ontology annotation, molecular function: DNA binding; DNA-binding transcription factor activity, RNA polymerase II-specific.
CACCAGCAUCAUCGUCAAGACGUUUAACCCUAAUCUCUUCAAAGAGAUUUUUCGCCUUCAUUGUGACAACACCCUGGGGCCCACUUCAUCCAAUCCGAUGAGGCGGAGUAUAAAGUCUUGGUCACCUCAGCCUCCGACACCAGCAGAAACAACUCUAUUGACAGAAGGAAACUGUAAUGACCAGCAUGGAUACAACAUUUUCCUACGGGGCAUCAUAUGCUUCACCAAUACAAUAUUUGUGCGGCGAAAGGAACGGUGCGCCAGGACUGCCCACGAAAGCCACGGAGACGAAACCAAAAUGCUCCUUCAGCAUUGAGGCUAUCCUCUCUACAAGUCCCCGGGAAUCCAGCCAGCUCAAGAUGGCAAUGCAUCAGGGGCUAACGCAUCCAACACCGUUUGCCCCUCAUCCGUGGCUUCCAUCGGGAUAUUCUACCCCGGGCUCGCCUUAUACCUAUCAUUACACGAGCUACCAUCCAAACGAAAUCCAAAACCACAAUGGUUUUACCGGACCGUGUGACAAGCUGAUGUCAAGAAGGAGCUAUGUGCGGAGAACCUGCAGGAGAAUCCGUACUAUCUUCACCGAUGAGCAGCUGAUGAAGCUAGAGGAAGUAUUCAGCAAACAGCGUUACAUGACAGGAACCGAGAAGGUGCUGCUCGCCUCUGCUCUUCGCCUCUCCGAGACUCAGGUGAAGGUUUGGUUCCAAAAUAGAAGAACGAGGUGGCGCAAGACCCAAGAAGACAAGACCAGCAACCAGCUUAGCUCUCCGAGACAGGACGAGUUUAUCUCGGUGGACGAGGAAGAUUCAUGGUCACCUUGAAGGAAAACGUUUGAUAGUCUUAAUGCAAGAGACGCAUUAAUGUGAUAUAAUUUAAAUGCUUGUUACACAAGAACGUUUAUUUGCGAUACUCGUACAGUAAAAUGUCCAGUGUUAAAUCAAGUCAGAAUAUAGCCGAUACUCUAAUCGAGUAGCCUAGCCUGAGGUCUGUAUUGGACUAUAAACUCUUGUUGAAUGAACAGUGGACUGUUUACUGUGCUGAGAUUGUAAUCUGCGAUGUUCCACCGUG